Messenger RNA from Paraglomus brasilianum, 438 nucleotides. The record is from the annotation of a GenBank genome assembly. Lineage: Eukaryota; Fungi; Glomeromycota; Glomeromycetes; Paraglomerales; Paraglomeraceae.
AUGAGCAUGCGAGACGUCAGCGAUUGUGAGAAUCAUCGUGACAGUUUCUGUUGCGCAUUCCUCCGAAAUCCGCUGUUGUAUGUCACACCAGAAUUUGAGGUCACUAGAUCGUCCAAGUUGCCGGGGCGAAUUGACCUGGUUAUUGACACAACAACAAAAGGACUAGUGUGCAUAUCUGAGUGGAAGUUUGUCAGGAUCAACUUUCUCGACAUUGAACCAGCACCAUUGCUAACUGGUUUACCACACAGAUCGAUCGAUCGCCGGAAAGCGGAUGCAUUGAAUGUCGCCACCUAUGACAGAUUUGGACGAGCGGGUUUAACGAUCAAUAAAUGGGUGUUUGCAACCAAGGGGCCAGCUGAGCAGGUCAUGGGAUACUGGGGGAGCAGUGAGGUGGAUCAGAUUCGCAAAACAUGUGAGCUUGUUGGGAUCUUGUUGUGA